Molecule: messenger RNA, 1366 nt
Organism: Phalacrocorax carbo (great cormorant)
Lineage: Eukaryota; Metazoa; Chordata; Aves; Suliformes; Phalacrocoracidae
Source: RefSeq, a predicted model, not a curated record
GCUGAGGGGGCGCGGCGGGCCCCGGGACCCCGCGGGGGCGGCGGGGCGGGCCCGGGCCCCGGGCCCCGUUCCUGCAGCUGCUGGCGGGGCUGUGCUUGUGCGUGGUUUUACGCGGGGACGGUGUUUUCGCGAGGCGUGGGGUGAAAGGCCACGCAAACCAGGUUUGUGUGAUUGCUCACAUAACUGCCAGAGAAAUGCCAACCCUUCACCGAUACGAAAAAGAGAAAUUCUUCGUAAAUGCUGAAGGCAGGAAAGAAUCUGUACCAAGUAUACAUGAUCCCGCUACAAGGGAACUCUCUGUUGUUGUGCCUUCAUACAAUGAGGAAGACCGGUUACCUCUUAUGAUGGAUGAAGCUUUGGAUUAUCUAGAAAAAAGACAGAAACGAGAUCCUUCAUUCACUUAUGAAGUAAUAGUGGUUGAUGACGGUAGUAAAGAUCAAACUACGAAGGUUGCAAUGAAGUACUGCAAGAAAUAUGGAAGCGACAAAGUGCGAGUGCUUUCUUUGGUAAAAAAUCGAGGGAAAGGAGGAGCAGUCAGGAUGGGUGUCUUUAGUUCUCGGGGGAAAAAAAUUCUUAUGGCUGAUGCAGAUGGAGCUACAAAAUUUGCAGAUAUUGAAAAAGUAGAAGAAGGUCUAAAAAACCUUCAGCCGUGGCCUAACGAGAUGGCUAUUUCCUGUGGUUCUAGAGCGCAUCUGGAGAAGGACUCAAUAGCAAAGCGCUCUUACUUUCGAACUCUUCUUAUGUAUGGGUUCCACUUCCUGGUAUGGUUUCUCUGUGUCAAAGAGAUCAGGGACACACAGUGCGGAUUUAAACUUUUAACCAGAAAAGCUGCCUCAAGGACCUUCUCAAUUCUUCAUAUAGAACGCUGGGCAUUUGAUGUGGAACUUCUUUAUAUAGCUCAGCGCUUGAGAAUACCUAUAGCAGAAGUUGCUGUCAACUGGACUGAAAUUGAAGGUUCUAAGUUAGUUCCCUUUUGGAGCUGGCUGCAGAUGGGCAGGGAUCUUCUUUUUAUACGACUGCGAUAUAUGACUGGUGCCUGGCAGCUUGAAACAAGAAAAUGUAAUUAGGUUAUUUACAUUUUCCAAAUAUAUUAUUAUACUUAAUGGAACAUGAGAACAGUUUCAAUCAAGUGAAGUGGUGAUGAAAGCUGAGGUAAUUCUUCGUUGCUCCUGUUGUAUGUUUUCAUUUUUGCAGCAAGUAUAUGUUUUAUAAGAUUGUCAGCAGGGAACUUGAACAAUGUUUCGAAAAGAGAAAGCAUUUCCAAAAAGAUUUUUCUUAUCUGGUAAUCAGGUUUUUAUCUUAUUAAAUCAUAGCUUUAACGUGUCUUAUAAAUUCACUGAAAUAAAUAUAUCUGCUUUUGUCUCAU